AGCAUCAGGAGCAUAGUGGUGAAUAGUUAACAACAUGUGGAAGUCACAUUAAUCGACAACAGAAAACACCAAGUCUUAAUGAGUUCUGUAUGUUAUAUAUUUAAUUGUUGGCUCACCGGUGCAGAAAAAUCUUAGCUGUUAUUUUAGCAUCGGCACCUUGUCUACCUUCAGGAGCAUCCGAGUAACGUUUACGUUCCUGCUCAGCGGGUGGACGUCACACACUGAGCAUCAGAGCAAGUCAUAAAGGGCAGCUGUAUAAACCGAGUCAGGGAGUGCUGUGAUCAUUAUGGACGACUUGCAGAGAGAGCUAGGGCUUUUCGAAGAUUUACAGGAUGACAACAAUUCCUCAGACGACACCUCUUCAAAAGGGAAAAAAUCAAGGCUCCCUCUGGUUAAUCCCAUGUGUGCAGCGACACCAAAGGAAACCGGGUUUCACAAGACUACCAGAGCCUGUCUGGAGCUGAUCAGAGAAGCCCUGCUGCAUCAUCGAUGGCAAGAGGCAGCAGAAUAUAUGGCAUGUUACCCACAAAUAUUAGAGGACCCAACCAAUGGCCAAGGUCAGCGGUAUAAGGAGCUUAUUUGGAGAAUAAGCGCUGAGAUCCUUCACCAUCAUCCCAACUCAAAGAUGGAAGACUACAACAACAUCUAUGAACGGAUGAAACACUCAGGAGUUAAACAUUACCUAAUGAUCUCUCUGGAACAUUGUUUCCACCUGCUGCAUAAAGGUCACAUCGAGGAGGCAAAGCAUCAGCUGUCUGUCGCUGAAAGUUGGAGAUAUGGGAAGGAGUCAGUAGCUCAGUAUCAGAGGAUUAAACUGAUCCAUGCCUACAGGAGCUUACUGGACUACAUGAUAUGGUGUGACAAAAAGUAUACCUGCUCCACCAACGCUGAGUAUCCCGACUGUGUUGACAACCAAGACAUGCACAACUACUUCAGACAGGCCUCUGUGAAUCUUAAGGAGAUUUUGAAAAAACCUGGCAUCUGGGAUCCCUUCGUACUGAGUUACGUUGAGAUGCUGGAGUUCUAUGAGGAUCACGACGAGGCUUUGAAAGUCCUGAAUGAUUACGCAUAUGACAACACUUUUCCACCCAAUCCCAAUGCGCAUGUCUAUCUGUACCAGUACCUAAAGCGGCAAAGUGCUCCAGAGAAAGACCUGAUGAAAGUAUUGAAGAUCCUCCAUGUGAUGGUUCCAAGCCAUGAGUUGAUGUUGGAGUACAGCUCUCUCCGGCUUCAAUCAGAGAAAAAAACUGACAUCCAGAAAGCUUUAGGAGUCGUUCUGGAAAUGCUGGACUUCGCCUGCUGGAGGAGCAACCUGGAUGUGUGGAAGCGUUUAAAGGCCAUUAUUCAAAAACUACAGUUACAAGAGGACUGGAGGGACUCUGUCGCUGGAAAAAUGGCUGCAAGAAAAGGCUGGUGGCCUGCGCUGCACUUCACAAGCUUCCACGCCAGUAAAGACUCUGAGGAGAACCCAGAGCUCAUGGAAGUGAAGGCAUCACUGACAAAAAUCCUUUGCCCUGACCUAAUGCUCAAAUACACCGCGUGACAGGUAACCAUUGGAGAGGGAACGUGAGAGAAGAACUCAAAGAGAAAAUCAAUUAUGUCUUUAAUUCUCAACCAAGAACAGAGCUGAGAUGCUAUCAGAAUGGAGAAACAACUGGAAAACCCAGCAAAAGCAUCCCAAUGAUGAUGAAGAGCUAAAGUCUCGAUAUGUUUUUUUCACAUGUUGUUUAUCUGAAUGAACAUCUAUGAACAUCCAUAUUUUCUUAUUUAGCCUUGUUCCAUUCUGUUAAUUAAUUGUGCCUGAGUGUUAGUUCAUCGCCCACUAUGUGGAGCUCUCGUUCAGUUUCUUUGCACCGAGUAUCUGAAGGGUAUGACCGCCUAAUUUUGGCAGCGUGGCUCUGAAUGUCAGUGUUCAUGUUUUGUUUUGUGUUUGUUUCUGUAAACAGUUCAAUGGAACCAGAGUCUCAUUCUGACCUCAGCUGACCUUUAACUGCUGGUCUGAGGGGCUUUAAGGUCACAACACACUCAGCCUGAGGGAUAUUCUCUUUGUCAAGUUUAAUUCAGCCAGAAUAAUAAACACAGAGCUUUCAGCAACAUAAUGUGCAUAUGUUUAAGUACGUUGGACGGACCAAAGACAGGUGGUUGCUGCUAAAAGUGUCAGUAUGAGUCCUUUUUCCCUGAAUGUGAGAGGGGCCUUCAGUAAGAGAUCAUAACUGACUUGUGGUCAGCUUGCAUCUUACACCCAUGCAGUAUAAGCAGCACUGUCAAUCUUCAUUUUCACAAAGAGGCUUGUAUAUUUUUACGUCAUCUAUUUCUUUAAAAAAAAAGGAGGCUUUUGUGUGUUUCUAAUGGCGGUUUCCUGGCCUUCAACCGUGUGCUUACUUUCCUUUAAAGACCCAACCAUGAAAUAAAGUCUUGCGUCCAGCAG
Molecule: messenger RNA, 2428 nt
Organism: Anoplopoma fimbria (sablefish)
Lineage: Eukaryota; Metazoa; Chordata; Actinopteri; Perciformes; Anoplopomatidae
Gene: taf1a
Product: TATA box binding protein (TBP)-associated factor, RNA polymerase I, A
Exons: 11
Coding region: 287-1543 (418 amino acids)
Biological process (GO): transcription by RNA polymerase I
Cellular component (GO): RNA polymerase I transcription regulator complex
Source: RefSeq, a predicted model, not a curated record